Molecule: messenger RNA, 1191 nt
Organism: Tribolium madens (black flour beetle)
Lineage: Eukaryota; Metazoa; Arthropoda; Insecta; Coleoptera; Tenebrionidae
Exons: 5
Biological process (GO): sensory perception of smell; detection of chemical stimulus involved in sensory perception of smell
Cellular component (GO): plasma membrane
Molecular function (GO): odorant binding; olfactory receptor activity
Source: RefSeq, a predicted model, not a curated record
AUGAUUUACUACGUUUUGUAUGUGACAACCCCGCGUCAAUUUAAUGAUUAUGCACCGGUAUUUUUUGGAAUUUUCUAUGUAAGUAAUUUUUUUUUAAUUUAUUAAACAAAAUAUGUUUUUCAGCCAUUACUCGCCAUUUUAAUUGUGUUAUUUAAAAACAAAAUGAUUCACAACUUUAAAAACGAGAUAAAAAUCUGGGCCAUAGACACAGUCGGUGAAAAAAUCCACUCCAAAAUUAAACGUCAAAUCAAAAUGUUGAAUCUUUUUGUUAUUUGUAAUACUUUUCUUCUUGCUACAGCAGUAAUACUCUCCAUAAAACCUCUACCAGACGAUAUAAAAAUAAUUUUCGCUUUGCGUUUAAUCCACGAGUAUUUUCCCCAUUAUGAAACAGUUCUUACAAUUCUUUUCUUAUCCACAUUCCCCGUCGGCUUCUACAUAACACUUGUGCACACCUACCAAAUCCUCUACUUCACUCAGCACAUAAAUUUCCAAAUACAGUUAUUUAACAAAGUCUUAGCAAAUGUAGAUUUUUGGGAGACAAAUCUACGCGAAACCGAACUUUUUGACAAUAAAAGUUAUCAGAAUCAAGUGGAAUGCAAAUUAAAGUUUUGCAUUCAACGAUUUCAGGAGUUUGUCAAGCUACACCUUGUUAAAACCAAGGAGGUCGAUAUUUUGGUGGCAGCAUUUGCAAUUUGUGGCGUUUUUAUAGGCAUAGGAAUUUCAAUUUAUAUAUUUUCUGGAAACAUAUUGACUUCUGAUGUAGGAAAGUUGGCUUCUGAGUAUUAUUUGAGAAUAUCCGCCAUUACGCUUGUUGCAACGACGACUUUUUCGGGCAUUAUUUGGGGCGGACAAUCUAUGGAAAUUCAUGCAGCUGAAAUGAUUACGACACUGAACCAAAUCAGAUGGUACAACUUUAAUCAAUCCAAUAAAAAACUCUACUUAAUACUUUUAACAAACAUGAUGAAAGAACGUAAAAUCAGAUUUACCGAAAAUUAUUCCAUUAAUUUUCAACUCGGAUUAGCCAUUGUUAGAGGGAUUUAUUCAAUCGCGUCUGUUGCUGUAAAAAUGCACUCUUAAAUACCGAAAAGAGUGGCGCAAAACCUGACGCACUCUUUACAUCAUCUAUUAGUCACGACUGUUUUGGUCAUCCUUUAAUAAAAUAUAACUUCAAGGAUGUCCAAAAAUACAGGU